Messenger RNA from Rhododendron vialii, 339 nucleotides. RefSeq lists its product as uncharacterized. The coding region runs from base 1 to 339 and encodes 112 amino acids. The transcript has a single exon. Lineage: Eukaryota; Viridiplantae; Streptophyta; Magnoliopsida; Ericales; Ericaceae. The record is from RefSeq and is a predicted model, not a curated record.
AUGAGAAAGGUGUUGAAUCUUCGGAGUUUGGGUCAAUCCCUCAUUAAAUACCAGGUUGGGAAUGGUCAGAAUACUCACUUAUGGUUGGAUAAUUGGCAUCCUCAGGGUCCCCUUUUUAAAGGAUUUGGUGAGAGUGUUGUGUACAAUCUUGGCAAGUCUUUGCUUUCAAAGGUGUCCUCUAUUAUUUACAAUGGGGCUUGGAGAUGGCCUAGGCAAAGAAAUAGGGUUACUCAGUUUAUAGUAGUUCACACCCCUGCAGAUUUUCAGCCAAACUGUUUACAUGAAGAUUCAGUCGUGUGGCUCCCUCAUCCUAGUGGCUUUUCAGUAUUUUCUGCAUAG